AUGCCGAGUAUGGAGACCUCGUCACUUUGUGACGCUUUGGAUGCCUGCACGGUGUCAGAAGCCUUGCAAAGCUGGCGAAGGAGCCUUCUUCUCCGAGUUGGCGGUUUUGAUGCAGCCAUUGAUUCCGUUUUGCAGCUGGCCAGCUGUAUUCUCCAUGGCGAGGCAACAGCGCAUGCUCUUCUUCUACAGGGGCCACCGGGAUCUGGAAAGACGUAUUUGGCCACUGUCUUUGCCGAGUCUGUGAGCGUGAAGCCAGGCCUCGCAUGGGCUUGCCCCUGCAUGUUGCACGGACAAGCUAACAGAGAAGGCCUGGAACUCUUUCGAACGAACUUGUCUAUGUCUACGGCACGAGCUCGACAACGUGCACAAGGCAUGCUGAUACAACCAACACUGGAGGUCUUGCUGCUGGAAGGUGCGGAAGCUCUUGUGGAGAAAAACAGCGACGAGAGCGCAGAGGAGGCUCAGCUGUGUCUGAGGGAGGUUUUUCUCGAGUUGCUGCGUCAAGAAAUGCAGAUGUGGUACCGCGAGCGGCUUCCCAUCCUCUUGCUGGUGCCGUGGCCAUUGGAGAGUGCCGCGAGCGUGGAUUUUGGUCCGAUUGGGUCCGUGGUUUUGCCAGUGCCGCUAGGCUGGAAACAGCGCGAGGCCGUCCUCCAGGUCUGUUUACAGAAUGUGGAACUGGAGGAGAACAUGGCGGAAUGGAUGCCCUGGCUGGUGGAGAUCACUGCUGGCUUCCUGCCAUCAGACUUGGUGGGACUCUGUCGUGCAGCCACUUUGGCGGCCGCUGCUGAAGGUGAAGGCACCAGGGCAAAGUUGAGGAAAACUCACUUCCAGUCAGCUCGAGCUCUCGUGGAUCCUGCUGCCAUUCGCGGAACUUGUGCCAGGAAACCACAAUUGCUGAACCUCUUGAAGACUUCUUCCCCAGGCUUGGAUGCGGUUAUCGGUCAGGAUGCAGCAGUCCUUCUUCUGCGAUCCAUGGUAGUUCAGCCAUUCAAGUGUAUGCAGAAUGAGGAAACAUGCAACACCGAACCACCGAUUGGAAUUCUGCUGAGUGGGCGCCCUGGUAGUGGCAAGACGUUUCUUGCUGCACAGCUGGCAGCCGAACUGUCGACCCACCUUUUCAAUGCCUCUCCAGCUGAUCUGUUGGCAUCACGUGUUGGUGAUGCUGAGAAGCUCCUUGCAUCCCUCUUCAGAUCAGCCAGAGGCUGCGCACCUAGUGUCAUUGUGCUGGAGGACCUCGAAAACCUAGCAGCUGGAGAAGGAGAAGUGGAAUCGGCGCCCGAGACUUGCAUCUCUUACGUUCUCCGAAAGGAGCUCGACACAAUCAAGGCCAGGCGACAAGAGCACCGAGAACUCCGAGCUGGAAUCUCUUCUAGCCCAAGGGCCUCCGAGGCUUUGAUUCUCGUCGUGGGAACUUCGACGAAGGUCCCACAUCAGCUGCCGAGCUGGCUUCUUGCGCCUUACCGCUUCUCAACUUGUCUUCAACUCACAUUCAAGCUCACAGAGAAGGACGUUCUUGCCCUGAUGCAACGGCAUCUGGGGAAUCAAGCCACAAUAUUGCAGCCUGAUGAGGAUCUGCUGGAAUCUCUCUGCAAGGUGACCUAUGCCGACGUGGUGGCUGCUUGUCGAGCUGCUUCUGUUACGGCACUUCGAAGGGUCAUCCACACAGAGCAUCCGUCACCUAGUGGCAGGGUGGAGCUGACGUCUCAGUGGAUGGCAACGGUCCGAUGUGCGGCCUUUAAGGCGCCGCUGGGCUCAUGGGAGCCAAGCUCUGCUGAUCUGGACGUCGCGCUCUACUCUGGCCUUGGCACGGCAGAUUCUGUGAAUGGCACGACAGACGUGGAGGGCAUUCAGGUCUCUGAGUUUGCCGGUGAAGAGUUCGAGGUUCGAUGCAAAGUGGUUGGUGGUUCGGAGAUCUUCGGCAAAGGAUGGGAUGCUAUACUGAUCGACCCGCGGAUCCAGAUCUGCCAGAAGACCGGGGCAGCCAAGUUCAGGAUUGCACCUGAUGUCUGCUGGUUCACUAACAGGAAGGGAACCAUGGCGCACAGCACCCAGAAUCGUCGUUCAGUUCUCGACUUGCAGGAUCUUCAACAUCGCUUUCUCCGAGAGCAGUCAGCGGUCACAUCGGCAUUUGUGGAGAACGUGAAAGCUCUAGGGGAGGAGGUGGCAGCACUGAGGACAAAGGCUGCAAUGUCCAUCGACGUGGCAUCGCGGUCCGAGGCAAUGGUCAAGGAGCUGUGGGAAAGGUUUCCCGAGGCCGGUCACGAAGUGCAGAUUCUCAACUCGAAGUUCGAAGCACUCCAGGCACGCAUGAAUGUGUCUUUCUCGAGUGACAAGACUGGGAGACUGGAGGAGGUCAAGAAAGCCUUGGAAGGGCAACAUGCCGCGCAUGAGUCCAAGCAGAACUCCAUGGCAUCUCGUUUGGAUGCUCUGGAGUGCAAAGUUGCAGGGUUCAUAGACGCUCACGACAAGCAAAAGCAGAUGCUAGAACUACAGAACACGUCACAUACUGAGAUGGCCAGUCAGUUUAGGGCUCAGGCUGCGCACCAUGCUGCCCUUGCUCAGCGUAUGACCAAUGCUGAAGGUUUGAUGGCAGAAGCUGGCCGUAAAAAUUCUCAAGAGAUCGUGGCCCUCCAAAAUCUUCUCGAGCAGCUGCAAGCGAGUAGGUCCCCAGCGCAGCUCUCCAUUGAGGAGCUACGGCAGUCCUUGGCCAGCGCUGAGGCACAAGCAACGCAAGCAGCACAACAGGCCGCGCAACUUGCGCAGCAGCAGGGCGCUUGGAAUUUGCGCUUGAAGACGUUGGAGGAUCGGAACAAAGAUGGCGGCGGCUUCGUCAACUCGAUGCAGGAGCUACAGGCGACUAUUCAGGGACUGCGCGAAGAGCGCGAUGCGAACUUCCGGUCUGCCGAGCAGCGCUUUGCACACCUGGAGCAGUCCAUGGCCUCCCUGGCAUCCGAGCAAUCCUUUCAACUUCAGAAGUUCCAGCGGAGCUUCCAGGAGAUGCAACAACAAGUUGCCAGCGAGCUGAACUCGCGCAUGGCUCAUCACACCGCUAUCGACGGGCGUCUGGGCCGAGUGGAGAGCAGCAUACGACAUUCCCCUGAUGCACAGACUGGACAACAACUGGAAGCGGAGCUUGCGAUCCAGCUUCGAGAUGGUAAAGUCCAGUUGGAUGAGCUGCAAAAGGUCACGGCUGAGCUGCGCGCCAGGCACGAAGCCCUGAAAGAGCUGUCAGAGGCAGACAAGGCGGCCAAAAACUCGGUGGAUGCACGGCUGUAUCGAUUGGAGAAGGCAUUUUCCUCCCAGGCGCAAGAGCUGCAAGGGUUCCUAUGCAAAGCCCAGGAGCUGAAAGGUCAGGACCGAGGCAAAGAGGCCAAAGGGCACAGGCCCGACCUGCGGCUGCCAACGGAUUUCUCGGCCACGCGAGAGGGCCAGGGCCAGGGGCGGAAUCCAUCCAAGGAUUUGAAAGGUGAUCCGCUGGCAUCGACCGUUGGCAAAGAAACUAAUACUGAUUGGAUGGACAUAUCGCCGGAACAUCGCAGCUUCUUCCAGAAUGUGACCGCCGUCAUCAUGCAGGAUGGCUUUGGAUUCGGCGCCCUCGGUCUCUUUGCCUCCGCUUGCACCUCACUCGGGAAUGGCAAGGCCGAUGCCUGCUUCGGCUUUCGUUACUUCGGCCUCCAGUUGCGUGGAAAGUGCGGCUGUGGAGCUGACUACGGCCAAUACGGUGAGCAGAAGCCGAACAUCACUGCUGGAAUUCCAGGCUGUGACUGCAAUGGCCCAUACUUCGCCUAUCAUGCGAAUUGCAUAUGGGAGCAGACGAGCGGUCGAUUCGGGGACGAGACGAUGUUGCCUUUGCAGACACAGUCCGUGACCACGACAUCCGCUGAAAUGUUGGCAGCAGUGGACAAGAACACCAGAAUUCGCUGUAAUGUCACCGCAGUUGGCAUCAGCACACCUCCCCGAACAUCUGCUAUUUGUAGCAGUCGGGGCUGCACUUUGUCCAUGACGAAUUUGGCUCCAUCGACAACAUACACGGUGUCAUGUGAAGCUGAAGCAGAUGUCCAACACAGAAGCAAGCGCUUGGCUAUGCUCCUCGUCAGAACUCUCGAUCCGUAUGUUCCUCCCGCGACGCCAGCACCGACUCGACCCCCGCUGGAUCUCACUGAGCCAGAGUAUGCUCUAGAGAGCACGGCAGCUCCAAUCCUUCCAUCUCCGCAUGGUGACCCUCCUUGGACAUGGUUGCCAUUCGUUGCAGGUGCAGCAGCCUGCCUUUCGCUUUUCCCUUCGCUUCAGUGUUGCACCAGUGGCAAGCGAUCGGCUGUGCUUGCAUCGCUCGAGCUGCCGCAUACCUUCUGGCUGGUUUGGGAGCUUGUCUUAGUAGCAGAUGCUACAGUUGGUGUCGUUUUCCUGUUGGACCUGCUGAACAGUCGCUAUGAGCGGGAAGCGCCAUAUUGGGACGAGCUUAGCCUCUUUCAGGCUGCCGUUUUGACAUAUCAAGCAGCUAUCCACUUCCUGGCAUUUCUCUUUUUCGGAUUCUUUCCGUCGGCUAUGCGCUGCCUCGCUCAUGAGCUUGGUCGAGAUCGCCCAGGACACAACUGGACACUCCUUCGACAUAAGGGAAGGCAGCACCGCACUGGUGUCAAGAGCCACAAGUCGUCAUUGCCACCAGAAUUGGAUGCGCAGCAAAACCCCUCAGCCCUGCACUAUCUUCCAGCAGCAUCGCUCUUAGCAGUCUGCCAAGCAAGCGAUCAUGACAUGCAGCUGGUUGUGCCACGAAAGUUUGGAAUCAACAGCAUCCAUUUGUUUGCCAGUGCAGUGCAAGCAGCCUGUGCGGCAUUUUACACAUCUCACUCCUGGCCAAUGCAAGCCUCCUUAGGAGCAAGCAUUGCCUGCAUGUGUACGUUUGUUGUGAUGGGCAUCUUUGCAUCCUUGGCCAUGUUGCGUGUGCAUCAGGUUAACAAAGAGGGUCUUGUACAGCUAGAUGCCAGGCUGGAAGCACAGGCAAUCCAGUCCCCCGGGCUACGCUCUGCGUCUGCUGCGGGAUCUGCGCCGCCGCCACCCAGAGUGGGCCUACAGGGGCCCCCUUCCCGAGGUGCUCGGCCUCUGGGCAAAGCCCAGGGCAUUGGCAGAACUUGA
Molecule: messenger RNA, 5133 nt
Organism: Symbiodinium sp. CCMP2592
Lineage: Eukaryota; Dinophyceae; Suessiales; Symbiodiniaceae
Source: the annotation of a GenBank genome assembly